AUGGAUCAAAAACUCAAGCACUUUCUUGACAACUCGAACUUCCGAAGAGACAGGAGAAACAAGAAAAAGAAAGUUGAGACGUCUGGGGGAAAGAGAGAAGCAGGACAGGAGGAGAUCUUGAUGAUUAAGAACGGGCAGAUUGUUGUCAAUGAUGCAAACAUGUAUGUGGACACACAUCGGGAUGUGGAGAUGGAGGUGAUGGAAGACGACCGGAUUGUGACAUCCUCGACCUUUAGCAAGAAGAAAGGAGCACUAAGGUGGAGCAAAAAAGAGAUAGAGCUGUUUUAUAAGGCGUUAGAAAUCUGUGGGAUUGAAUUUUCAUUAAUAAGCUCCCUUUUUCCGAACAAGGAGAGAAAGCACAUCAAAGCGAAGUACAUAAAGGAAGCGAAGGUCAACCCCGAGAGGAUCAACGAGGUACUGAACGAGUAUAAAACAUUUGAUCAGGUGGCAUACAACAAGCUCCGAAGCUAUCUUCUUGAGUGA
Messenger RNA from Encephalitozoon intestinalis ATCC 50506, 483 nucleotides. RefSeq names its product transcription initiation factor TFIIIB subunit Bdp1. The record is from RefSeq and is a predicted model, not a curated record. Gene Ontology annotation, molecular function: TFIIIC-class transcription factor complex binding. Lineage: Eukaryota; Fungi; Microsporidia; Unikaryonidae. Gene Ontology annotation, biological process: RNA polymerase III preinitiation complex assembly. Gene Ontology annotation, cellular component: transcription factor TFIIIB complex. The coding region runs from base 1 to 483 and encodes 160 amino acids. The transcript has a single exon.